AUGUUAUCUGUGCAGGUGAUCCAACAGUCAGCGAAGGACGCUACAGUGUUGGUGACUUUUGUGCUAGUGUUGAUGAUACAGUGGGAGGGUGUAACAGGUGAUAAGCACCGGCGUAGCAGGAAAACAUCCUGGGAUGACAACCUCUUGGAGAUGGAGGCAUCGCGCGAGCCGUUCGGGAAUGACGAGGAGUUGGAGGGCGACGGUCCUCAGCAAGAGCUGCGAGGGUCUGAACAGCCAGAGGAUGUAGAUGCAGGCAGUCGGAAUGAGGAGCUACAGCAGGACCGCGCAGAAAUCGUGUCAGAACUACAAGAGAACCAGCAGAUGAAUGAAGGAGAAACUGGGGCUAGGGCUCAACGAACAGAUCUGAAAACACAAGGGGAUCAGCAACUCCAGCUAGAGGAAUUAUCAAAUCUGGAGGAAGAUGAAGAUGAAUCUCAGAAAAUGCCGCGGAAAAGUAAAGAGCCCCAGCAGUUGCAGCAGCAACAGUCGUCAAAUGAGGCGAGAGGCCAAGAUAAGGUUCAACGUUCACUGCUGGAAAUGGAAGAAAGCUCACAGCUACAGAAAAAGCAGGUUCAGACUACAGAGAAAAGUGCAACUAGGCCUCAACGUGCGCAACAGAAAGCAGGAGAGAGCCGGAAAUUGCUGCACGAAUCGCCAAAUAAAGAAAAUGGCACAGCCAGGUUUAGACGUGCGAGAGUAGACCGAGAAGAUAAACAGCAACUACAUGAGGAGGAGCAGACAAGUGUAGAGAAAAAUACCGUGCUGCUUCAACGUGCACAGCCAGACACCAAAGAGGAUCAACAGCUACAACGAGAACAGCUGCCAAAUGGAGUGAAAGAUGAUUCCAGGGUUCAGAAUGAUCGGCUACAGACAACAGACAACCAGGAACUACAGCAGAAACUAUUGUCAAAAGAGCAGUUGACAAGUGCAGAGAAAAAUACCGUUUUACUUCAGCGUGCCGAACUGGAGACGAAAGCGGACCAGCAGCUACAGCGAGAACAGCUGCGGAAUGGAAUGAAAAGUGACUCUAGGAUUCAGCAUGAUCGGUUGAAAACACGAGACAAUCAGGAACUACAGGAGGAACUGUUGUCAAAAGAACAUUUGAGAAGUGCAGAGAAAAAUACCGUGUUUCUUCAGCGGGCCCAACCGGAGACAAAAGAAGACCAGCAGCUGCAGCGAGGACAGCUGGAGAAUGGGAUUAAAGGCGAUACUAGCGUUCAACGUGAUCGACUGGAAACGCGAGACAACCAGGAUCUACAGCAGAAACCGUUUUCAAAAGGUGAAGACAAUGGCGAAAUUAGAGCUCAGCAGGCUCCACCUGGAAUGGAGGAGGUGAACUCCCCACAUGUACAUGAUGGGCUAGAUGAAAAGGGGGGCGAAGGUAGAGUUCAACAUGUGCAGUUGGAAACAAGACAGAAGUGGAAAACACAACUGCAACAGUGGCCACAGGAAGAGAAAGUUGGAAAUACAGAUCUUCACGUGAAGUCUGGAGCUCAAGAGAAUCAUCAGCUAGAGCAAAAACAGUUGCAAAAUGUACAGAAAGGUGUAGUCGAGAGGUACCUCGGAAAAAUGGAGGCAGGGGAUAUCCUUCAGCGUCAACAAAACCAGUUUGGCAAUGUGGAAACAGGUACUGUGAGUGCUCAGCAUGGACAGCUGGAGGUUAAAGAUAUCCGGCAGUUGCAACAAGAGGCAGUAAAAAACACUGCCAGUGGUCAGCCAGACUUGGAGCAGCAGCAGCUGCGGCAGCUAGCAGCGCUUGGGCGAACAGUUGACAGUAUACGACGCAACCAGGAGCGAGGGAAGCAGCUUAAAACAGACGAAAUGCCAGGGGUGUGGAUGAAAUCUGGCAACGUGGAAAAAGUUGCUGUGGUUCAUAGUAAGCCUUCCAGUGUCGAUAAGCUGCAACCAAAUGAGCUCACUGCAGUGGCUAACAGUGGCCAAGUGGAGCCGGAGGCUUCAGACAGAUUAGGUACAAGCAAACAGCUUAAAACAGAUGAUAUACCAGGGGUCUGGAUGAAAUCCGGCAACAUGGGAAAAGUAGCAGCUGUGGUCCACAGUGGGCCUUCCAGUGUCGAGAAGUUGCAGACAAAUAGGCACACAGAAGUGGCUAACGAUGGGCACGUGGAACUGGAGGCUUCUGAAAGAUUAUCUGCAAGCAAGCAGUAUAUCCAGUCUGAAGGUCCUACAGCAGUGCAGACUGACGUCCAAAUGCCUCCCGGUGGGACUGGAGAGAGAGCGCUAAUGCACGAUGUGCACUUCAGCAAAGACGAGACACAUCACAGAGAACGCAUCGGCACAGUUGACAGGAGCGGUUGGGAGCAACAAAGUAAAGUUGAAGCAGCAGAGGCUGGAGCCAGUGACACACAACACGGAGCUGAGCAGUGGCUUCAGACUGCUGGCAGCGAAUCUGCUGUUCAUGUACAACAAGAGUUACCUGAAGCAGGUGAUAGAGACAGACAAGCUAGUGUAGAGAUGAGGCAGACGCCGCAGGAUGAAAUGCACAGUGGUCUGGAGAGACAACGUUUGAGAAAGCCCACAGACGGUUCCCACCGCGCCCACAAACAGAUGGAGAAAGUGAAGAAGAGGACCAGGAAUAAAGCAGCAAGGCUGGAGCAACUGAGAGCCAGGCGACGGAACAAAGCAGCGGCGACGGCGGCCAUCAGAGCCCAGAGGCAGCAGGUGCACAGGGCGCUCCCACGGCCACACAGGCAGGAGGAAUCCGGUGAGUUUCAGCCUGGCGACAUCCUCCAGCCAGCGCUGGCUGCAUCUCUGGCGAGCAGCGAACCUCCCGCUGCCAACUUGGACCUCAGCGUGUCCCUCCCUGUGGUGCCAGAGCUCCUGGCCUCCACAGCGUCCAGUGUGGAGGGUGAACCAGUGGGGAGGGUCGCGGUGGUCCUCGUCACCUCGCCUACAGAAGCGGCAGUGGGUCUGCCGUCAAUUAUAGCGACUGUUCCACCACCUCUGCUGGUGGAGACGGACACGGACGCCAUCCCCACCACCACUACCACCACCACCACCACCACCACAACGACCACCACCAUUACUGUCGCCAGCGCUGAGCCUCCGCUACGUAUCAGGUACCUGGACUUCACGUACCAUACUGCUUAG
Molecule: messenger RNA, 3108 nt
Organism: Schistocerca americana (American grasshopper)
Lineage: Eukaryota; Metazoa; Arthropoda; Insecta; Orthoptera; Acrididae
Product: trichohyalin-like
Exons: 3
Coding region: 1-3108 (1035 amino acids)
Source: RefSeq, a predicted model, not a curated record